Messenger RNA from Centruroides sculpturatus (bark scorpion), 810 nucleotides. RefSeq names its product cytoplasmic tRNA 2-thiolation protein 1-like. The transcript is spliced from 10 exons. Gene Ontology annotation, cellular component: cytosolic tRNA wobble base thiouridylase complex; mitochondrion. Gene Ontology annotation, molecular function: tRNA binding. Gene Ontology annotation, biological process: tRNA wobble position uridine thiolation. Lineage: Eukaryota; Metazoa; Arthropoda; Arachnida; Scorpiones; Buthidae. Bases 32 to 682 code for a protein of 216 amino acids. The record is from RefSeq and is a predicted model, not a curated record.
UAAUGCUGAUGAUACUGCAGAAACAAUAUUAAUGAAUGUUUUAAGAGGUGAUAUUGCAAGAUUUCAAAGAUGUACUAAUAUAAUUACUGGGAGUGAAGGAUCUAUUCCUAGGGCAAAACCCUUCAAGUACACUUAUGAAAAAGAAAUUGUAAUGUAUGCCUAUUUUAAGAAGCUUGAUUAUUUUUCAACAGAAUGCAUAUAUUCUCCAAAUGCUUACAGAGGUUUUGCAAGAGGAUAUAUAAAAGAUUUAGAAUCAAUAAGGCCAAGUAGCAUCUUAGGUAAGAUAUAUUCUAAGGAAGGAACUAGAAAGAAAACAUUGACUUUCUUAAAAACAACUUUCUUUCAACCUUUAAAAGUUGCUUAUAAAACUGUUUUAGAAGAAAUUUUUCCUAAGAUUAAUAAUGAAGAAUGUAGAAGCAUUAUUGCUAUUAAAUUAGAUUUAGGUUUUGCAAGAGGAUAUAUAAAAGAUUUAGAAUCAAUAAGGCCAAGUAGCAUCUUAGGUAUUUGUAAAUGCUGUGGCUAUAUAUCUAGUCAAGAGAUAUGCAAAGCUUGUGUUAUGCUAGAAGGAUUAAACAAAGGAUUACCGAAACUUGGAAUUGGGAAAAGUAGCAAAGUAAAGAAAAAGAUGGAAGAUAUUCAAAUGACGAAAGAGAAGAAUUCGAAUCCAUCUGAAUAUUUCUAAGAAGAAAAUUACCACAACAAUUUUAUAUAAUAUAAAUUGUAAAUAUUAUUACCUGUUUAAAUAAAGGCAUUUUGUACAUACUUUUUUCUAGAUAUAUUCUUGUUAAAGUUGAGCUUUAUUAAAUUUUA